CUUUGUAUUAGCACAUCACUAGCGUAGAUUUAACUUCUACAAUGUGUUUUCUCACACAUUUAACGCAUGCUCUCAUGUCACACUCUCUGACGCUCCCACCAGCAACUCAGAACCCAAGUGGUAAAUGGAAAAAGGGCAAUUUCUCCCGCCACACGUCACUUGUGUAUUCCAAUACAUACGAACGUACGCAACGAGAUUUAUGGAAGAAGAAGCAGAAAAGUGGGAGAGUUUAUUAAUUAUUUUUGUUUUUGUUGCUUAUUAUUCCACUGCGUGAAUCCACUUGGCGUUUCGAAUGCUGUUGGCUUUGUCGUUGCUCACAUUCGGAACAUUUCAGCCAUCGUUGCUGGUCGUGUUUUUUUUGCUUAGCAAAGCCAAUGGUGUCCGUGUGUCGCGCUCCGUAGUUGCUUUUCAACUUUUGUGUUUCUCUUCAAUAUAAUUCGUUGAAGUUAUAAUAACAUAUUUAGAUUAUAUAGAAAUUGAAAUAAGUGUAUAAAAUUAACGGCAAAUCUGUAUAACAACAUAAAUUAUGCAGGUGGAAUGAACGUCAAGCGAGUUACAAGUGUAUGACAAUCAAACAUUUCUUGGAUGCAAAUGAAAAAAAAGUAUCAUAAUAAAAAGGCAAAUCUCCAAAGCAAAGGUAAAGAGGAGUGUAAUAAAUGCCAAGAUGAACGACAAGGGGAAAAAUGAGAAAAUGUACGCUUUUUUAGUCACUUUGCAAUAAACAAAUAUCAAAUAUUCUUACAAAAAGCCGAAACGCGUAAACGCUUGAAAGAGUAAUUCAAGUAAACUUAAAUUUUGUAGUGAAAAGGUAAAACAUAAUUCUUAAUUAUAAUUAAAUGCAAAGGCUAUUUGUAUUACAAACACUGCAUAUUGUGCACAGUUUGAGAGGCACUGGUAGCGCAGCGUUCAACAGUGUUCAGUGGUGCGCUGAUCGUUAUUGCAUUAACCAAGCCAUUACAUGAGUUGCAAAAGUAAUUGUAUGCGUUCUCAAUAAGUUGACAAUAGGCAGUGCGUCCAGAAGCAACAACUAUUUUUACCCCAGUACUUGUGAAUGAUUUGUUUUCGAAGUUUUCGUAGCCAAAUUGCAAAGUGUGCAUUCAUUUUUGUUUAGAAAUUAGAAAAUGACAAAUCGCUGAUGAAUUUCGGUGAGAUAGCGAGGCUACCAAAAUAAACCGCAACUUAUGGGUGUAUGAACAAUUACAACAAUAACAUAAACGUGCAGCAAGCGUGCAAGCGUACAUCGACAGGCGAAAUUCUUGGCAUUCGGUGCAGCGCAGUGAGCAAAACGAAGAGCGAGCGAUCACGCGAUGCGUCAUUAUUUUAGCGGUGCGCGGCUUUGAGUAACGUAACAGAAUUAGCGCGGCGUGCAGACGGAACGCGUGUGUGCAAAUUUAACAUUGAAUAUUGCAAGAUAAAUUUAAUAAAAUCGAAGCAUCGAAAAAAAAAUGUAAAAAUAAUAUCUAUGCAAAGAGCUCAGUGAAAAGUGACCAAUCUCGUAUUUAAAAUAGGCACAAAUAAUUUCCAUUAUACAAAUAAAGUGAAAAAAACAAUUAGCCACCAUGCCGGAAACACAUUAUGAUUGCAUUACAAAGGACUGCCUGCAGGCUGAAUUGCGCGCCAUAUCCGCUUCCUCACACCACAGCCACACCCACCAUCCGCACAUUACAUCCUUGCUGGGGCAAAAGCUAAUCCUUUUGGACUGUCGCAGCUCGCACGAAUUCAGCGAAUCGCAUAUCCGUUCGGCGGUGAAUUUCUUCAUACCCAGCAUUAUGCUGCGGCGUCUGGCGAAUGGCAAAAUCGAUUUGCUAUCAACAAUUAAAUCGACAGAUCUGAAAGAGCGCAUACAGAAUGGUUAUAAAGUUAGUCUAUUCAUUUUGUACAAUGAUGCUGGCAUACAGGAGCAGCACCCGGCCGCAACGUCGUCCGGUGGUGGAGUUGGUGAAGUGGUCGCAGCGGAUGCUCUGAAUAUUUUGUAUCGCCGUUUGAAGCAAGACGGUUGUCGAGUGGUGGUGUUGCAAGAUGGGUUUUCAAGCUUCCGUCAGGCAUUUCCCGAGUGGUGUGAGGAUGACAGCGCACAAAACAAAGAAAUGGAAUCUAGUCACAGCACACAGGCCGAUCAAUUAAUGGGAUUGAGAUCAUUGCGAAUAUCAACACCGCAUUCAGAUUCCACCUGCAGUAGUUCCGCGGAAUCUUCCGAUUGUGAAAGCACCACUCAUCAAAAUAUCAAUGAAGCGCCUGUGGAGAUCAUUCCAGGCCUGUUUCUCGGCAAUGAGUCGCAUAGUUGUGAUUCACGUGCAUUACAAAAGUACAAUAUUAAGUAUGUUUUAAACGUCACACCGGAUCUUCCAAACGUCUUCGAGUCCUCCGGCGACAUUCAGUAUUUACAAAUUCCAAUAACUGAUCACUAUUCCCAAGAUCUGGCCAUGCAUUUUCCAGCUGCCAUCCGGUUUAUAGAGGAAGCACGCUCCAAUAACGCCGCUGUGCUUGUACACUGCCUAGCCGGUGUCUCCCGCUCGGUCACUGUGACGCUCGCCUAUCUAAUGAAGACGCGCACACUCAGCCUGAACGACGCAUUCACGCUGGUGCGCGAUCGCAAACCAGAUGUCGCACCCAACUUCCAUUUCAUGGAGCAAUUGCAUUCAUUCGAACGUAAACUACGUCCAGCUGGCAACGAUAGCGGCGGUAGUGGCGACAAUGAGUGCACUGCCAUGGACGAGAGUGGCGGCGGUGGCGGCGUUAGUGUGCCCUCAUGCACUGCACAGGCGAGUUUAGGCAACACUUUGAUGGCUGGCCGCUGUGCUGGCGAUAUGGGUUCGAAAUUCACAUGCAAUUGCAUAGAAACGGACUGCAAGUGCAUGCAGACUGGCGGCUAUAUGGCGCAACUGGCUAAAGCGGCGACCGGUGUGUCACCCGAUUCGGGUAUUGAAUUCGAUCGGUGGACACCGACUAGCGAUACGGGCCUGAAAUGAGAUCAACUUGUGGGAAAAAGUUUCGUGUUGCCGCCGAGCAUUGUGGAGCCGCCAGUGGCGCACAACGCCGACAAUGUGUCACCAGCUUCGACUACCUCUUCCUCCACAUCGACAACAACCACAGCCGAGGCGGUGUCGGUGGUCGAAGUGGUGCCGAGCGUCGACGAACGAUAAAAGGCAGCGGCGAGGCGUGCAGAAAGGGACACAGAGGUGGACACACUGGGAUUGGCGAUUGAGGUAGUGUGUCGCAGGCACGCGAAACUUUUUUCCUACAAGUCUGGUGGUGGAGAUAACAACAACUGAAACUACAAAAGUAGCACAAACGCUAAAACGGAAGAUGGCUUAAACGCAUAUACAAUACAAACAAACAUAUAUCACAAAGCAGCGACAUACAAAUUUGAAUGAAAACAAGCGUGUAAUUUCAGUGAAGCUGUGAAAAAAUACAUUAAUACAUGUCUAUGUUGUUUGCUAACCUUUUUUUUUAUAAAAAUUAGUCUAAAUAAUAAAUAUCAUUUUGUAUUAAAUAUGAAAUUAAUUUUAAAAAUUUAUUAGCUUCCUUUUUAUAUGCAAGUCGUAAACUUUUUCGAUGAAAAUCAUUGCAAAUAGCACAAAUAACGGCUAUUUAGGGUUUAGCUGUAGAAGUAUUAAUAUUAGGUGUAGUAAAAAUAAAUCCAUUAUUUUUCCAAUAGAUGACGUUAUUUAUUUGUAUCUCGUGUUGUAUAAGUCCGAUUCGGCUAGAUGGCUUUAACAAGAUAACAUUUUGUGCUAAAAAAGCUUUUUUGACAGUUUUGUGAUUAGAGGAUUCAGUUUUGUUUGAGCGCGCGUCAAAGAUGGACACUAGCAAAGAGAAAAUAGUUUUUUUUUCUAUUUAUAUAUCGAUAAGGGCGAAAACGCAAGCCAGGCGGCUGAAAAUUUAAAUAGCGUUUAUGGUCCUUAUACUGUAACAGCCAAUCAUGUGCAAUUUCGUUCCGGUAAUUUCGAUGUCAAAAAUGCACGACGCUCUGGAAGACCAAUUAGUAAUAAUUAAAGCAUUCAAUUUCAUGCGAAAAUAAUGGAUUUCUGUUUUACUACACCAAUAAAAUACCAGCUUCGCACGCAUUACAUAACAUAUGUUAUACAAACAAAAAUCAUCGUAAACAUAUUAAACAUAAAUUUUAGGUGGUUAAAUGCAAAAGAAGCAAAUAUUCGAAGAUAAAAAAAGGUAAUUUAUAACAAAAUCAUGCAAUCAUAAAUUUACAAAUGUUUAUUAUUUUUAUUUUUUUUUAAAAUAAUUUUUGUAUUAAAGUGAAUUGUAACACAAAUCCCACAACCUAGUUUAAGCCAGUAAUGUAUAUGUAUUGUUAUGUUAAGUUUUGUAAGUAGACACAUUAAACGCUACUACCUACAAAUUACAAAUUACAGCAAAACAGAAUUCGUGAUUUAUGUCAAAGCACAAGAACCUGCAUCCAUACAAAACCACACAAACACACAUAUGUAUGUAACCACUCUUACAAAUCUACCCAAUAUCCAUACAAAAUAAUUACAAGUUAAGUGAAUUACAAAUUUACAUAUUGUAAAGUGUAUUUUAUACAUACUUACAUACUUAUAUAUAUGUAAGCAAUUCAACAAAUGUAUGAAGCAUAAAGUCAAAGCGCUAAGGCGAAUGAAAUAGUGCGUAAUUUAAGUUCAAGCAGUAAGCAGUGAAAUGAACUAAUUCAUUGAAUAAUUAAUUAAUACAUAACGAUUCAAAUAAAAGCAUAUAUUUAAUAUUGUUAAAUAAUAAAAAUUCUUUUUGAAAGAAAAUGCAAAAUAUUUGCCAAAAUAAUAUCACAUAAAUUUAUUGAAUUUUAUUUCGUUUAAUUUUUUUUUUUUCAGUUUUCACUUAGCUAUUAUUUUAUGAUAAAAUAUUAACAGCUUGUCAGCCACUGGGUUCCUAGUGAGAAGAAAAAGUUGCUGCUAUUUAAAAGAAGACCUAAUAAAUCCUAAAUAUAGUCAAUGGGAUUCUUAGGAGCGUUCGCUCAGGUGGGUGGUAUGAUUUUCACCGAGCCGAUGGAUAUAAAAACAAACCCCUGUUAAAAGUGAAUUCGAAGCAGUGAUACUAAAGAGUCUUACAAGGUCAAUACAAAAGUAAAUAUUUGGUCAGCUAUAUUGUACAGAUUAUAAUAGCGUUGUGCUGUUAGGGUAAGGGAUAUUCACAGUGGGUAGUAUUAAGUGUCUUAAGAAUCAUAUAUGUGUCAUUAAUAUAUGACUUUCGAUCUGAGCCGAAAGUUCAUUAAAACUCAGAAAUACAUAUAUUCCUACAUAUAGGAUUCUUAAUAAGAGCACGGCAUUUAAAAAACAAUAACAUAAAAUUUCUUUCAUCCUCAAACUGAUAUUUAUGUAUAUUACCUGAAAGUGUCAUUUAAUACCAUUAGCUAUGAAAAAAAUAUCACUCCUCAUAGAAAUUUUGACAGGUAUGAGGCCAGUUGAUAGGGCCUUUUCAUACAAUCGACUGGUCUGAGCAAUUUACUGAUUUCACCACUGAUUUCUGCUAUCACAAGGGUUGGUGUAAUAGUUGAAAACCAUAUAAAUGGCGACGGUAUUGCCAGUUGCCUGUGUUGAGUAGCCGAUAGCUAUGCAUAAUGCAGUAUACUCGCGCUAAUAGCCAUACAUAAUAUGGUUAUUAAUACUUUAUGAAAUAUAUUAUUAAUUAUUUCUUAUACUAAGUCAGCUGUUAAUUCAAUUUAAAUACUUUCUUUAAGCUCAGUUUGACUCCUUAUUAUUAAAGACUUUCUUCUAAACCAAUAUAUUUUUGACUUUUUUUAACCUAAAACUACCACAAAAAAGUUGGAUUAAUUAUACAAUUCUUUGCUUUAUUUCACAAAAUUUCUAUUCAAUUUACUUAUAAAAUAUAUAGAAACAUAUAAAAAAAAAGUAAAAUACCUAUAUACCGUUGUACUGACAUUUGCACAGACAGAAUAUUACAAAAAUAUAUUAAUCCAUAUAUACAUUCAUUUAUAAUUAUAGAUGUAUGUUUGUAUAACAUGUUCGUAUCAUAAAGUGUACAAAUUAGAAAUUAACUACAGAGAAAAGUACACGAACCGUUAACGAAACCACAUGCGAUUUAGGUGUGUGUGUUUACUUACACAAGGGUUAUGCUUAUUAAAAUUUUGUGAUUUUAUGCGGCAUGGUAUGAGUUAAAGGUGAUGCGUACAAAUAAUUCAGGUGAAUGAUAUAUGUAGAACGAAAAUGAAGGCUGUGCAUAAAAAAACCAGAAGUAAAAUUAAAUAAAAAAUUUCCAAAAAUGAAUUAAUAUUAAAUACGUAAUUUAUACACAAUUAUGAAAGAGUAUGUAAAAAAAAACCUUAGUAAAAAAUAACUAAAAGAUAUAAUAAAAAAAUAUUAUUUUUUAAUUUUAUUACCUUGAAGUUUGAGUAAACAAAUAAAAAUUAAUAAAUAAUUUUGAUAAAGAAUACUUUUAUAUUAGUAUGCUUUGUAAUUACUGAACAAAACGUAAAAUAAUUUGUGCGUUAAAAACAAAAACAAAAUAAUUAAAAAACGUAAAAAUUUAAUCGGUGAAAAUUAUGCUUAUCUAACGGUUGUAUGUACAUGCGGCUAAGCAAGCGCCGUGUAAACAGAUCAUAAGUUGAUUCAAAGAACCCCUUUUGGCAUAAUAGAAAAUCACGUUAUAUAAAAAGUUCGAAAAAAAUAUUAUUAAAAAAGAAUAUCUAUUAGUCUAAGAGUACGAGUAUAAUGUUCAUAUUGCUAAAAAAGUAAUGGGAAAAAAUAAGAAAUAUAUAUAUAUAAUAUAAGUAAGUAAUGACGUACCUAAUAAUGCAGUAAUGCAGUUUUGAAAUUGUCCAUCGCCAAAUUUGUUUAUAAACCAAUGAUAAAUAACUUAAUAAAGAGAAGCUGUUUCUCAUAUUCAAAACGAUGAAUAUAUACACUCAUAACUACUUACAUAUGAGCACAAAUAUAUACAAAUCACGGAUUUUUGAUAUGUCCAGUACAAAUUUAUACCCCUAUUACGGUUUUCAACUCCACUCGGUGGAAUGGAAGUUGAAGCAAUUCUACUUCGGAUAAGCCCCCACUCAAAAUCAAGUAUUGUCAAACUUUAACUUUUCUUGGUAUUACGGUUUUCGACUCUGUUCCAGUGGGGUUGACUAAAGUAUAAAAAAAUUAACAAAAAAAAAAAUUGCAAACAAGCAGUUGUAGUGAAACAUUAAUUUAUUUAUUUAGUAAAAUUAUUAUAUUACGGUAUUCAACUAUGUGCCAGUGGGGUUGACUAGAGUAUGGCUCUUGUCACACGUUCAAUAUUUAUUGUGAUACUUGGAUUGAUGAGUGAUGGAGCCCGAGUGAAUGCUACACGUCCUCAUUUAUUUGAAAUAAAUCGAGUUUUUGAAAGAAAUAUGUUCAAAAAGAGUUUAACUUUAUUAUUUUUUUGUCCGUUUAUAUUUUUUAUAAAAUAUUGAAAGAAAACUGAAGAAAAGUUUCAAAGAAAGCAUCGGAACAAAAAUGCUAGCAAUCAUUUUGAAGAAUUCACCGGAUCUUUGAAAUUGAUAAAUUUUUUAUAUAAAUAUAAAUAAAAAAUACAUUUAUUUACAUAUACUAUACAAUACUUUGUUCCGUCGUAUCGCGAAUUUACAAAAAAACGUCGUCGAUCGCGUGAUCAAUAUUGAACGUUUAACGCGCGAUCCACGAUCCGUGAUUUGGAUUUCAAAAUAUUUAAAUAAUUUGUGAUAUGGACCGCAAUCAGUCAAUAUUGCAAGCUACACGUUCAAUAAAUAUCGCUAUUCGGGAUCGCUGUCAAUAUACAUUGAACGUGUAGCAGUCCCCUAUAUAAAAAUGUCAAUAUUCAUAUUAAUAGAAUAUGGCUAAAAAUAUAUUUUAAUUAUAAUUUUAAACUAUUUUAAUAAGUUAUUACAUAGAAAGGUGAACAUUUUGUUGAGUUUUGGACCGUGGGAAGUGUUUUAAACAUUAAGAGUCGAUACAAUAUACUACUCUAGGAAUAUUCUUUUUGAGUAAAAUUAAAUUUGUUAAGCGUUUUGCUCGUCUUCAGUCAUUUGUGUUUUAUCUACUGCGCACAAAUAUGGUGUUCAUAUAUUUAUUUAAUAUUUAAAAGGGUUUGUAACAACCAUAGAUAUUGUAGGUGGUUUCAGCCCAAAGUUAUAAUGGUUUAAAUCGCAUUCUUGAUAACUACGGGCAGCAAGGAACCAUUGAGUUUGUGGUUAUGUGACUUCCUCUAAUUUAGUAAAAAAACAAAAUUAAUCCUCAUUUAGACGAAAUCAACGUAUGAAUUUAAUAUAAAUAACAAUAAAUAUUAUUCAAAAGCCAUUUACUUUGUCAAUAAAAUGUUGGCUUCCAUGGUGUUAGGGAGUUCGAAUUGAAUUGUGUUGAUUUUUCGUUAAAUUUUUUUAGCUGUUUAAUUAUCUGUCAAAUCUUUUUUUUGGUUGGCAAUAUCAAUAAAACUCCAACUGAAAAUAGUUGAAGUUCGUAGUACAAACAAAAAUUGGGUUGAUCUGAAGAUGAAAAGCUUCAAGUUGAAAACCAUACUAGGGGUGUUAUUUAAAUAAGCGAAGUUUUAAAGGUUCUGUCUGUAAUGAAUUUUCAUAUAAAAGACGUUUAUCUGAAACAAUCUUAUUAACGAGGCGCCUAUGACUUAUUAAUAUUUAUUACAUCAAAAGCCAAAAUACAAAAAAAUAAAAUGAUAACGAAGACGGCAUACCGAGUUCAUUUCAUAUGUAUUUGUGUACUUGUAUAAGCAUUAAUAAAAAUUCAUUUAAAAAGUUCAAA
Messenger RNA from Bactrocera oleae (olive fruit fly), 8720 nucleotides. RefSeq names its product Mitogen-activated protein kinase phosphatase 3 (gene Mkp3). The record is from RefSeq and is a predicted model, not a curated record. Gene Ontology annotation, molecular function: MAP kinase tyrosine phosphatase activity; protein tyrosine/threonine phosphatase activity; MAP kinase tyrosine/serine/threonine phosphatase activity. Gene Ontology annotation, cellular component: cytosol; cytoplasm. Gene Ontology annotation, biological process: protein dephosphorylation; negative regulation of MAPK cascade. Lineage: Eukaryota; Metazoa; Arthropoda; Insecta; Diptera; Tephritidae.